AUGUCGUUUCCUUUGAAAGAUAAAACGGCUUUGGUGACUGGUGCAUCCAUGGGAAUUGGAGAAGCGGUCGCAACACGACUUGCAAAUGACGGAGCUAACGUUGUAUUACUUUCUCGUAGUAAAGACAAGUUGGACAAGAUUAAAGAGAAGAUUCUGUCAAAAACCCUUUCAACCAGAAUUUCUGUUUUUGCAAUUGACAUUCAAAAUUACAAAGAUGUUGACAAAGCGGUUGAGUUUGCUGUGACUGAAUUUGGAUCAAUCGAUAUUCUCAUUAAUAACGCCGGCCUAGCAUUAGGAGCUCCCGCUGCAUUCUGGGAGCUAUCUAUUGAGCUCAUUGACCAAAUGAACACAACCAAUAUUUCCGGCACAAUGUAUACCACGCACUCUGUCCUCAAUCGAAGUAUGAUUCCCAACAGUAAAGGAACAAUCCUAAACGUUUCAUCAGUAACCGGUCUUGAAACACCUCCAUUCUCGGGAGAAGCAGUGUAUCAUGCCAACAAGGCAUGUAUUGAAGCUUUCAGUAAUAGUCUAAGAAUGGAAACAGCUGGAACCAAUAUACGCGUCAUGGUAAUCCGACCUGGGGUUGUGAAUACACAUUUCCAUCUUCAAAGAGUCAAAUUUGAUCAAAAUGCCAUGGAUGAGUUCACAUCUGGAUAUCCGCCACUUGUUGCGGAGGAUAUUGCGAAUUCUGUGUCUUUCAUGCUUGCGCAACCUGAGAGUACCACAAUUAAAGCUUUGGAUUGUGUUCCAACUGAGAUCUCUGACUGA
This is a messenger RNA of Botrytis deweyae, 768 nucleotides long. RefSeq lists its product as uncharacterized. Gene Ontology annotation, cellular component: cytosol. Bases 1 to 768 code for a protein of 255 amino acids. The record is from RefSeq and is a predicted model, not a curated record. The transcript has 5 exons. Gene Ontology annotation, molecular function: oxidoreductase activity. NCBI's taxonomy places the organism in Eukaryota, Fungi, Ascomycota, Leotiomycetes, Helotiales, Sclerotiniaceae.